AUGCCUCCACCGCCCUCGUCCGAACCAGUGCGCCUAGCCCACCUCUUCGUACGGCUACCGAACCAUCACCAGCAGAACGGCAGCAAGCCCACAGCACCACCGGGGCAGAAAGGGGACUCGGGCUCGAACCCAUCCGCCUCGGCCCAACACCGGCUCCCCGCCCCCACCACACCGUCCACACCCACCAAACCCCCCUCCAACCAACCAUCCGCCCACCUCCCCCCAACCCCCACCCCCACCCCCACCUCCACCAAACCCCUCAAGCGCCCCCUCUUCCCCCUCGACCCGGACCCGGAGACCCCAUCCCGCAAGCGCCUCCGCCCCGCCCCUCCCCCAACGCCCCACCGCCGCGCGCCCAAGUUCUCGAUCCUGUACCGCCGCCCGCCGCCGCCGCAAGGGGGGAAAGAGCCCUCGGUCUCCUGGUUGGAGCUGAAGCGCGCGGCCGAGAGCGUCCUGAGGCAGGUCGAUUGGGAGGAGGUCGCGGCGGACGUGGCGGGGAAUCGGGGCGCGGGGUGGUAUAAGCGGGUGGUGAGGGAGGUGCUGCAGGGGAGGAUUGAGGAGCUGGUCGGAAGGGAGGAGGGGGAGGGGGGGGGGAGGUGA
Messenger RNA from Letharia lupina, 600 nucleotides. RefSeq lists its product as uncharacterized. NCBI's taxonomy places the organism in Eukaryota, Fungi, Ascomycota, Lecanoromycetes, Lecanorales, Parmeliaceae. The transcript has 2 exons. Bases 1 to 600 code for a protein of 199 amino acids. The record is from RefSeq and is a predicted model, not a curated record.